AGAAGUAGUCCUGUUGUUCAGUGCAUUGGUGUCCUCUGGUGCAGACAUGGGGAUGCAAACCCAGGCUCUUGUUUCUGCUAAAUGGCUUGCAAACAUGGUCCAACGCAACCUUGUGGGACCGGGUCUGCGGAUCCUGGACACGUCCUGGUACCUGCCCAUGAUGAACCGGGACGGCAGGAAAGAGUUUGCACGAACCCACAUUCCGGGGGCUUCGUUUUUUGACAUAGACGAGUGUUCAGACACCACCUCAGAGUUUGCCCACACGCUGCCCACGGAGGAGUUUUUCGCGGACUACGUGGGGAACCUGGGCAUCGGGAAUAACAGCCAUGUGGUUGUGUACGACGCCAGUGACUAUGGAGCCUUUUCGUGCACCAGGGUCUGGUGGAUGUUCCGUCUGUUUGGACACCCACAAGUGUCGGUGCUGAACGGGGGCUUCAGGAACUGGGUCAAGGAGGGACAUCCGGUCUCAGGAACCUACACCAAACCAGAACCGGCCCAGUUCACGGCCACUAUGAACCGCUCCUGGGUGAAGUCAUUUGAGGACAUGACCGAAAACAUGACGUCACAGAAGUUCCAGGUGGUGGACAUGAGGCCCUACAACAGGUUCCGAGGACUAGAGCCAGAACCUAGAGAGGGUUUUGAUCCUGGCCACAUCCCAGGGUCCAAAUGCAUGCCUUUCUUCAGUUUCCUCGACGAUGACGGCAUGAUGCUUUCCCCUGAAGCACUGAAGAAGUUAUUCGAGAAGAGAAAGGUGGACCUGAGCAAACCCAUCUGUGGGACCUGUGGGUCUGGUGUGACUGCUUGCCACAUGGUACUGGGUGCCCAUCUGUGUGGGGCCCCUGGGGCUUCUGUGUACGACGGGUCCUGGUAUGAGUGGUUCAUCAAGGCCCCACCCGAGCACAUCGCCUCUGAGGCUAAAAGCAAGCUGUGAGGAUGAAAUGACAAAGCUUUAUGGGUAAAUCAGUAUUUUAAAAAAAUCACUGGGACUGAUGUGAUUAUCAGACACUUUAACAAAAGUAUUGAAAUAUUUCUUAUUGUCAUUUAAGAAAUUCACAUGACCAACUAGACCAGGGGUGUCAAACUCAUUUUAGUUCAGGGGCCGCAUACAGUCUAAUAUUAUCUCACGGGGGCCAGACCAAUAAAAUAAUAACAGUUGAAAAAGUCAAAUUACAUGAUGAAAAUGUGUGCAUCUACAACUUAUUCUUUAAAAAAUGUAAAUAACAAUAACAACCUGAAAAUUCUGGAGAAAAAAAGGUGCAACACUAUAUGACAACACUAUUAUUCCCCCAAUAUUAUACCUUUACACUAGAGAGAAAAUUUGGAGUUAUUAUUAGUAGGUUAUUAUGGUAAUAUUUUACUAAUCCAGCCCACUUGAGACAAAAGUAGGGCUUUCUAUGGUCCCCUAAACUAAAAUGACUGAUUGUUAAUAUCUUCAGUGUAAUUUGUUCAUUUCAUAAAUCCAUCCCACAGGCCAGAUUGGACCCUUUGGGAGGCCUGUUUUGGCCCCCGGGCCACAUGUUUGACACCCCUGAACUAGACCCUGAUUACUGGUUAUUCACAGGGAGUACUAAGCACAAGUCCAUGAAUCCAGUAGACUUUAAAAUGCAAAUACCAGAACAGAAGAACUUACAAUUCACAUAACAGGUUUAUUUUCUGUUCUGGCGCAUUUGCAUUCUCUACAUUUUGCAGGAAUUUACAUAUUGAGCCCAGGCUAUAGUGGUGCUUCUAAUUUAUUGAUUUAUUUUGCUUUCUAAUGACAAAGCUAGACUAUGUACAGGAAGGCACAAAUAUGUAUUAACUUUUUAUUGUGAUUUAAAAUAAUACAGCCUGUUUUUAUUGAAAUAUGUUGUGAUCAACA
Sphaeramia orbicularis (orbiculate cardinalfish) is the source of this 1858-nucleotide messenger RNA. RefSeq names its product thiosulfate sulfurtransferase-like. Gene Ontology annotation, molecular function: thiosulfate-cyanide sulfurtransferase activity. The transcript has 2 exons. Lineage: Eukaryota; Metazoa; Chordata; Actinopteri; Kurtiformes; Apogonidae. Gene Ontology annotation, cellular component: mitochondrion. The coding region runs from base 47 to 931 and encodes 294 amino acids. The record is from RefSeq and is a predicted model, not a curated record.